This is a messenger RNA of Syzygium oleosum, 726 nucleotides long. RefSeq lists its product as uncharacterized. The transcript is spliced from 2 exons. NCBI's taxonomy places the organism in Eukaryota, Viridiplantae, Streptophyta, Magnoliopsida, Myrtales, Myrtaceae. The record is from RefSeq and is a predicted model, not a curated record. Bases 90 to 521 code for a protein of 143 amino acids.
GAGUUUUUCGUCGCUUCCCGUUCCUCCCAUUUUCAACGAGGAUCGAGCUCGCUCCCUAGGGUUUCUGAUCGCACCGCACCAUACCAUCCAUGGCGAACGCCGCUAAGUCGGAGGGGCUUCGGAACCUGCGCGAUGCCGUCGGUCUCAAGAGCAGGGUCGGCCGGAUUCUGGCGUCGAUCGGCAGGUUCGCCGUCGAUUCCGCCGUCCUCGAGUCCCUCGGGGGCAUCAAUGGAAAGAAGAAGGCAACUAAGUUAAUGCAGGAAGGCCUGAAAGAUCAAGCGCAUUGUCUCUCACUUAAUGACGAUAACGGACCUGGAGAUCUCAAAGUUGGGCUGAAUGACAUACAUGAAAUUAUGGAGAAAGGGGAAGAAGGAUCAAAUAAAGUGACGCAAGAGCACGAGAGGUCGGCCAAAUCUGUUAUAGGGUCGGGAGCUUCAAAGAAGACGCCGAACGAAGGAGCCAAACCGAUAGAUCUCCCGAGAGCCACGGAAAAGAAACCCUUUAUUCGCUCGCGAUUAUGAAAUGGUAUUAAAUACUAUGUGAUAGGGUCGGGGAGAUUUUCAAGUGGUUGGAAAUGCUUGUUGCCCUGUUCCUUAAUUGCAUCAUGCUGGAUCAGAUCGUUUCGCUGUAAACUUCUCUAUAUGUUUGUAUUUUCACUUCUUCAGCAUGUACACAAGUAAACUUGGCCCCUAGCAAGGAAGAAGAUCCCCUAUCUUAGUGUAUUAA